AUGCUAACAGAAGAUGUAGUAUUCUAUUCAAUUGCUGGUUCAAUCCUUUUCUUUUAUGUCUUAUACUUGAUAUGGGAAUACUCAGCUAAAGAUGUACCUUUAUAUAUAAAGAUUCUAACCUUUAUUUCUUGGAUAUUAACCUUUUCAAUUGUCUUAGUUUUACCUAUUGAUAUCACUAAUGUUAUUUUACUAUUUUUAAUAUUAGUCAACCAAAUAGAACAAUGAAACUUAAUAAGUAGAAACUAUGGGGAAUAUCAAAAUAUUAUGGAGAAUUAUGUAUUGGGGAAACUUUUUCUUAGCUUGGUAUCUAUUCUGAAUAUUCAGGUUGGUCCUGCCAUUUUUUUAAGAUUAUGAAGGGUCUGGAGAUUUUGAUAUUAGAGGUAGAAUUCGAUACUCUUUGAAAAAGAAUUUAACAAUUUAUGGAGUAGGAACAAUAAUAAUUGUUGGAUUAGCUAUAUAUUUAUUAAUUAAAGAUAAUUUCGAUGCAUCUCAUGUAGAAGGUGUUCUUAUUGGUGUAAGCAACUUUUUGUAAUUAAUUAUAUAUAUAUAUAUCAUUAGUGGAUUACUUUUAGUUGUCAUCCUAUUGGGAUAAGGUCUAGUAGCAAUUCCAAAAUUAUACUAUAGAGAACAUAAAGAAGAAGAAGUUUUAGAAUAAUGUUAUUAAUAAGCUGUUCUUUUGGAUGAAUAAAGAACUGAGAAAACAUAUGAACUUGAAGACAUAUGUAGGGUUGUAAUAUAAUAUAAUUUAAAUUAGACCCUUUAGUUAUUGUAGAAUGAAUAUUCUGAUAGUGAAUUUAGUAGAUAUUUGAUGAUCAUUUUACAAAGGAUUCCUUAAGAAUUCCAAAAGAGUAUAAGAUAAACUUUAUAAAAAUAUAAUGCUUCCAAUAUUCCAGAUAAAUAUAAACCAUUAAAUUUAGAUGUCUUGGCAUCAAUACAUAAAUAUGUAAAAUGCCUUAUGUUUGAUCUACAAAGAAUUUAAACUAAACUCAAUAUUUUUAAUUAAAAAGCUUUAAAAUUUGAAAGGAAAGAUGUAGCAGAUGAUGAAACUUAGUUUUAAACUAAAUUGUCUAAAAUUAUCUAUAAGAUUUCUAUUAUUUGGAAUUUAAAACUUAGAAAAUAUUACUGUAUAGUUUUGGCUAUAACUUAUGGUCUACUCUCUCUAUUUAUAUUAUUUUGUGAGUUAAUAACCUUUGUGGCUAAAAACAAUAAAGAAUUAAAUCCCUAUUAUUUAUUAUUAUCAUCAAUUACAAGGUAUUAUUUAACCGAACUCGUUUUGUUAUUGCCUUUACUAUAUAUGAUGUUUUGUACUUAUUAUGGAUUAUUUGCUAUGAAAAUCUCAGGAUUAAUUUCAUUUAAUAAACAUCAUCAUACAGAUGCACCAAGUUUAAUGUUUGGUUCGAUGUAUAAUAAUUAUAUAUAUAAUUUUAGUAACUUUGCUAGAGUAAGUUUUCCCUUGUGUUUCAAUUUCAUUUAGAUUACAGACAUUCUAGAAGAUUAAGCCACUUCUUUUAGUGAAACUGUAGGUAAUUUAGCAGAAUCUCUUUUUGUAUAAAGUUAUAAGACAAUAUUACCUUUAAUGUUAUUGAUAAUGUGCUUUUUUAAUUUAUUUAAUAUUGGUGAUAAGUUAAUGAGAACUAUUGGUCUUGGAUAAUAUGCUUAGUAGGAAAGAAUUUAAGGGAUGAGUUUAGAGGGUAAAAAAAUAUUAGAAAAAGGUAUAAUUUAUUAUUAUUUAACAAGAAAGAGAGAUGAGAAAAAAAAAUAAUAUAAAUGAUAACAAUUCUCAAAUUGUAUUUUAAGAAUUAUAAAUAAUGCCUAAAAAUAAAAUUUAAGAUGAAGAAGAAACAUCAAGGAAAAAUUCAUAAAAUUAAGGAAUAAGAAAUUUUGAUUAAAUUCUAAAUAUAUGA
Messenger RNA from Paramecium sonneborni, 1904 nucleotides. The record is from the annotation of a GenBank genome assembly. Lineage: Eukaryota; Ciliophora; Oligohymenophorea; Peniculida; Parameciidae.